Molecule: messenger RNA, 856 nt
Organism: Dreissena polymorpha
Lineage: Eukaryota; Metazoa; Mollusca; Bivalvia; Myida; Dreissenidae
Product: lysyl oxidase homolog 3-like
Exons: 6
Coding region: 116-856 (246 amino acids)
Cellular component (GO): membrane
Source: RefSeq, a predicted model, not a curated record
UGGUCGGCCGUUAACUAAAUAAAUAGCUCGCUUUAUGUUUAAAUCACCGACGCUUUGUACACAUUUAUUGAAAAGCAGUGUGUGCAGGUAGUUAGUGGAUUAUUCUAGUAAAACAAUGGAUAAAGGCCUCGUUAUAUUAUCAUAUGUGUUCUUCACAACGGGUGUGGUCACAGCUUCAUACCAAGGAUAUAACUUCACCGACAAAGACAUCAGACUGAUUGGUGGUUACAGCGCAUUGGAAGGACGAGUUGAGAUCAGAAUACAUGGCGUCUGGGGAACAAUGUGUUCUUACGGUUUCGAUAUGAAUGACGCAAAUGUACUGUGUAGAAUGCUGCACAUGGACCUACGUUCUUUAGACUAUUACAUCGACGGAAGAUAUGGGGUCGGACGUGGACCUAUAUUUUAUCUGCAUUGCUCGGGUUCAGAACAAUCGAUAAACAACUGUCCCCGUUCCCAAUACAAUUCGUCCGGAUGCACACACUCCAACGAUAUUGGCCUAAUGUGCGUCGGUUGUCAAAAUGCAACACUAGAAACGUCCCAUGGUCUACUUGAGCACGUUAACAUAACCAACUUCGGUGAUGUAUACAGCGGCUCGUGUAUUCACGGACUAUCUUCACAAGAGUUCAUGUUUACAUGCACCCCAUUAGGCGGAUGGAUUGAACUAAUAAAUCAGUGUACAAAUACAGUCGUACGCAAUAUUCGCCUGACGGGUGACUACUACAUGGAAGGGUUUGUGGAGGUCUCGGUAGGUGACACGUGGCUUCCACUUUGUGGUUAUACGACAAUCAAUCGGAACAUAUAUUAUAUAGACGUUUCAAAGGCAAACAUUGUUUGCUCUAUGAUUGGAAAAAGGUGA